UUGGUGUACUAUCAAGUAUCAUUAUUCGUAAUCGCGAAGUUUACUCAACUUUUGUCGAUUUUUGCAUUUAUAAUUAAAUUUUAAGCAAGAUGCCAGCCGUACCUGGUGGUAUGUAUCAAAACCAAGGCCCAUCAUGUUUUGACAAAAUGAAAAUGGGCUUCAUGAUUGGGUUCUGCGUUGGAAUGGCAAGUGGUGGAUUAUUCGGAGGAUUUACCGCAUUAAGGUAUGGCGCUAGGGGAAGGGAAUUGGUUCAUUCUGUGGGUAAAGUGAUGCUGCAAGGAGGGGGAACAUUUGGUACAUUUAUGGCAAUCGGAACAGGAAUACGUUGCUGAUAUGCAAAUUUUGUGAUUGUACAUAAACUAAUUUCCUAUUAUCAUUUAUUGAUUCAUAAAGAAAAGCUCACGGAGAAUAAUUAUUAUAAGUGAUGGUAUAUUGAUUUGAAAAUGAAACCCUUUGUGUUUUGAAUACUAAGUGUUAACUUUUUUAGUCAUUCUCGUUUAGGUAGUUAUAGACUUACAUAAUAAAUAGAUAUUAUAUAAGAUGUGUUCAUUUA
This is a messenger RNA of Colias croceus (clouded yellow), 553 nucleotides long. Its product is annotated as reactive oxygen species modulator 1. The record is from RefSeq and is a predicted model, not a curated record. NCBI's taxonomy places the organism in Eukaryota, Metazoa, Arthropoda, Insecta, Lepidoptera, Pieridae. Gene Ontology annotation, biological process: protein import into mitochondrial matrix; protein insertion into mitochondrial inner membrane. The transcript has 2 exons. Gene Ontology annotation, cellular component: TIM23 mitochondrial import inner membrane translocase complex. Bases 90 to 332 code for a protein of 80 amino acids.